Molecule: messenger RNA, 2515 nt
Organism: Chironomus riparius
Lineage: Eukaryota; Metazoa; Arthropoda; Insecta; Diptera; Chironomidae
Source: the annotation of a GenBank genome assembly
AAAAUUUAUUACUAAAAAGCCUUCUUCAAUUAAUGUUGUUUCAAAGAAAACCUUUAUUUUGUUUCCCGUCACAAGUUUGAAUAUCUUUUAAUGUAAAAAACAGAUCUCAUAAUUAAGCAGUCAGUUAAUCUAUCCGUAGUAGAAACAUCCAAGAAGCACAAAUUUGAUGGAUGGAUUGAAGACUCAUAAAAAUUUAUGAAUUCUUAAGAAUUUUCAAUUUCCUAAGACAUUUUGAAACAAAGCUGCCUUCAGAUUUUUAUAAUCGUAACAAUAAUCAACAACAGAAUGUACAAAAUGAGAGGAAAAACAUGAAAAUUCAUGAUACAAUAGCUCAUAAUAACAAUUAUUUAAAUGACCAUUCGAAAAAUUUAUAUCCUCAAAAGCGAUUAAAACGUGAUGCUGAUAAUUUAUUCAAGGAUAAUGAUCUCUUUUCGAAUUAUGAUAAUAAUGACAACCAAAAUGAUGAGCCUGUAAUUGAAGCUGAAUUUUUCGAUCCAAAAUAUCGAGGAGAGUUGGAACAGCGGGAUGCUGAGAUGGUUCGAAAAACUGGAAAAGGACCUGCGAAUGGUGAUGAAUGGGUUUGGCUGACUCAAUACUGCAGAAUACCGUAUGAGGCAAUUACUGGAUACUGUAAGGAAGCUAAGAACUACUGUCCUCCAGGUUUGCAAGGCCCUCCAGGAAGAGAAGGAAAAACCGGAACACGUGGACCAAAAGGAGAAAUCGGAUUUCCAGGAAAUCCUGGUUUAGACGGGAGAGACGGAAUUAACGGAGAACCGGGUCUCGAUGGAAUACCGGGCCGAGCUGGAGCAGAUGGCGUGGAUGGAUUUCCCGGAAAAGACGGCAAAGAUGGUAUACCCGGAUUAGAUGGAAAGAAUGGACUACAAGGACCUCCAGGUUUGCCUGGUCCGCAAGGUAUGAGAGGCAUGAAAGGAGAAAAAGGAUCAAGGGGUAGGACUGGCAAGCCUGGCAAAGAUGGAGUUCCGGGGAUAAAUACAUGGAAAGUUAAGGUUAAUGGAACAUAUUCUGAUGAAUUACUUGUUCCGCCUUCUAUUGCAACCGCUGAAUAUAACUCAAAUAAGCCACGUUCUAUUGUUGUGCGUGAAGGAGAGCAUUUAAGACUACGAUGUGCUGCAAAUGGGUAUCCACAACCAAAUGUCGAGUGGGUGCGUCAAGACGACAGAGCAAUAUCUUUUGGUGCAUGGGAAUUAAGCUCUGUUUCAGGACAUACAUUAAACAUAACAAAAGUUAAUCGUGUUCAUAUGGGAUUAUACAAAUGUGUUGCUGACAAUGGUAUACCACCGACUGCAAAUCAGACAUAUCAGCUCGAGGUUUACUUUGCACCAUUAAUUCAAAUUAGGAGCCAAACAAUUUAUGUUGAAAAUGAUUCAACAGCAACUUUAGAGUGCGAGGUUGAAGCAUUUCCAGAUCCAUUUAGAUUUUGGGAGAAGCUGCCUGAGAAUAAACUUUUGGAGCAAAAUGAUGGAAAAUAUUUUAUUGAGACAGUUCACACUGACAGAUAUAAAUCUAUAAUGAGAUUGAAUAUCACAAAAAUACGCUCGCAUGAUUAUGGAGAAUAUCGCUGUGUCAGUAAAAAUGAGAUGGGAAUAGCAAGAGCCGUGUUCCAAGUACAGGAACGUUAUUCGUACAUGAUACCAAGCGCUUCCGAUGAUACACCACCCAUUAUGUUUGGUGCUCGACCUCCACUUAAGGAAUCUUUUGAAGAUUUAUGCCCACCACAAAUUUGUCCUGACUGUACGGAUGUUAAAGAAACAAAAUGUAGGGAUACAUCUGUAUCAUUGAACGAUCUUUUCGGUGGUAAUUUGGAACUUAAACCGAGCGGAAACAAAACUUAUAUGGGGUUGCCAAGUCGUACGUUAGAAUGUGUAUUGUAUGCUGUCGGAAAGCCAGUUUAUAUUAAAUAUACUGAACAAAAUUAUGGCUCAUGGCUAAAGGACUCGGCUGCAAAGAAUGACGUACAGUCGGAUAAGAUUUGGUCAACGCGAGAGAAUGAUGAUUUUCAGUUAUUUGAAUAUGCAAAUAAAGUUGAGGCCUACCGUAACAAUGUAGCAUCAAAAGUGUAUCGGCUUCAAUUUCCAUUUAAGGGCAAUGCACAUGUGGUGUACAAUGGAUACUUUUACUAUUUCCGACGAGACGAGCCAAAGAUUGUGAAAUACGAUUUAACGAUGGAUAAACAAGCAGGCAUGAAGGAGUUAGAUUUUGCGACAUCAAAUAAUACCAACUAUUUAUACACAACUGAGUACAAUCUGGUUGAUUUCAAUGUAGAUGAGAAUGGAUUAUGGGUAAUCUAUUCAACAGCAGAUUCAAACAAUACUAUUGUUUCGAUGCUAAAUCCAAUAACUCUCGAAGCGUUGUAUAGUCUUAAUAUCAGUAUUAAUCAUCACAAGGUAAGCUGUAUAAACUUGUGUACUAUGUCUAUACAUGCUAUUCAUAGGGAAGAGUCAACAUAAGAUAAAAAUCGAUUUUUCUGCUUGCUUUUUCUUUCCAUACUUUUUUU